CUUAUCAACAAAAUCGAGGCUUUUCCCACUUUUUGUUUGCUCUCCUGCGGAGAUUGCACUUUGGCAGGUUUAAAAGAGAGGCUUUUUGUUUAUAAAUAAACAUUUUAGUUGCCGACUAAACGUAGAGGUAGCCACACGAUGAGCAGCGCGAUCUUCGCCAAAAUUGUCCAGCUGGGAGCAGCAUUGCUGGUUCUAUUCGUCGCAUGGGCGUCAGCCCAGGAUCCGGAUGUAGCCAGGACGUGCACUGCCUACAAGAAAAGCGUUUGGGAGGAGACGUCCGAGUUCAGCUUUCUGAUCGAGAACGCACCGAUUAUCUACAAGACCCUGGACAAAUGUACCAGCUAUGCACCGCUCAUCAUCGGCGGAGGACCCGCUCUGCCCAAGGAGUUCCCGCAUGCUGUGCGCCUGGGACAUAAAGACGACAAGGGCGAUGUGGAAUGGUUCUGCGGCGGAACACUUAUCAGCGACAGACAUGUGCUCACCGCAGCGCAUUGCCACUACUCACCACAAGGAUCAGUGAACAUCGCGCGCCUCGGGGACCUGGAGUUCGAUACCAACAACGACGAUGCGGAGCCGGAGGACUUCGAUGUGAAGGACUUCACCGCGCACCCCGGAUUCAGCUACCCCGCCAUUUACAACGACAUUUCCGUGGUGCGGUUGAUUCGACCCGUAACCUUCAACGAUUACAAGCAUCCGGCCUGUCUGCCCUUCGACGAUGGGCGAUCGGUGCCCUCCUUCAUAGCCAUCGGUUGGGGUCAGCUGGAGAUCGUGCCCAGGACGGAGAACAAAAAGCUACAGAAAGUAAAGCUCUACAACUAUGGUACGCGCUGCAGGAUCACGGCGGAUAGGAAUGAUGAGCUGCCAGAGGGAUACAAUGCUACCACCCAACUGUGCAUCGGGUCCAACGAGCACAAGGACACCUGCAACGGCGACUCCGGCGGACCGGUGCUCAUCUAUCACAAGGGCUACCCCUGCAUGUACCAUGUGAUGGGUAUCACAUCCAUCGGAGUGGCCUGCGACACACCCGAUCUUCCGGCGAUGUACACACGGGUUCACUUCUACCUGGACUGGAUUAAGCAGCAAUUAGCCAAAAAUUAGAAUUGAUAUUCACAAUUCUGUGCACAGCAUAUCAAAAUGAGUAAACAAUAGUAAAUGAAAAAUAAAGCUGAAUUGAUUGAGUA
Molecule: messenger RNA, 1181 nt
Organism: Drosophila simulans
Lineage: Eukaryota; Metazoa; Arthropoda; Insecta; Diptera; Drosophilidae
Product: serine protease snake
Exons: 3
Coding region: 139-1098 (319 amino acids)
Biological process (GO): proteolysis
Molecular function (GO): serine-type endopeptidase activity
Source: RefSeq, a predicted model, not a curated record